This is a messenger RNA of Astyanax mexicanus (Mexican tetra), 8973 nucleotides long. It is a transcript of the gene sipa1l1, whose product is annotated as signal-induced proliferation-associated 1 like 1. Gene Ontology annotation, cellular component: cytoplasm. Gene Ontology annotation, biological process: regulation of small GTPase mediated signal transduction; activation of GTPase activity. NCBI's taxonomy places the organism in Eukaryota, Metazoa, Chordata, Actinopteri, Characiformes, Acestrorhamphidae. The record is from RefSeq and is a predicted model, not a curated record. The transcript is spliced from 21 exons. Bases 462 to 5885 code for a protein of 1807 amino acids. Gene Ontology annotation, molecular function: protein binding; GTPase activator activity.
AGUUACAGGUGGCAGCGAUGCUGCGGGCUCUCUCUCUCCGGCUCUAUUUGUUUUAAUUAAGCUGUCUAGCCACGUUCAUCGCUGCGCUUCGUCUGCUGUCGUCGAGUGAACCUCAGUGUAAGGUCUGGUUUAUGUGGAAGAGAGCGAGGAGAGGGGGAACUCGAGGUGUUUAUACGGUCAAGACGAGCAGUGAAGAGUGAGGCGAGGAUCCUCUGCUGCGUUCUGAGCAGCUCCAGCUGUGGAGAGAGCAGGAGAAGCAGGAGCAGGGUCUGUGUCCAUUGCGAGAAUUGAGCUCACCUCAGAAGUAAUGGAGGAGGACGUCUGACCACUUUGCCUCAUUGCCAUGUGUUUUGCCUUACGAAUCGCAGUCGUCCCUGUGGCAGCUCGUACUCUCCAGGGCCUCUUAUUCUGAUCAUUCGGCCGGCAUGCCCUUGUGCUGAGUUCCAUUCCCCAACAUUGUCAUGACCAGUCUGAAGCGUUCCCAGACAGAGCGCUCUGUGGGGGGCUCUGUGCCCGCCUCAGAUGAGUUCUACACCCGUCGCCUGCGCUUGCCAAAUGGAGGUGCUCCACCCCCACGCAGCGAGAGCACCCACCUGUCUGGAUGCACACCUGGAGUGCCCAAGAUGGGAGUGCGAGCAAGAGUCGCUGAUUGGCCCCCAAGAAAAGAUGGUGGCAGUAGUGGUGGAAGCGGUGGGGGAGGAGGAGGAGGCAGCGGAGGAGGGGGAGGGAGUGGAACUGGGAGUAGCAGUGGAAGUGGUAGUGGCAGUAGUGGAGGAAGUGGAGGAAGCGGUGGAGGAGGAAGUGGAGGAAGUGGAAGUGUGUGGCACAUAACUGUGGAGACCGAAUCGCCAAACGCCACACAGAGCUCCCAGAGCAACCUAUCCGCCAAGCUGGGUCACCUGAUCAGCCCGCAGGAUUCCUCUAUGCUGCGUAACAUUCAAAACACUCUGAAGAACAAGAUGCAUAGCAAGGGCAAAGACAACCGCUUCCUGUCCCCUGACGGCUACCUAGGUUCUCCACGCAAGGGCAUGCGCCGCAUCCGUCAACGCAGCAACAGCGACAUUACCAUCAGUGAGUUAGAUGGAGAUGGCAAUGAGGGCUGGUCAUUCUCUGGAUGGACCCCAAUGCACCGGGAGUAUGGCAGCACCUCAUCUAUUGACAAGCAUGGGGUCUCAGGAGAGAGCUUUUUUGACAUGCUUAAAGCCUACCAGACAGAUGCCCCAGAUCAGCGUAGCCCUGCUCCAGAGAAACUAAGCGAACUUCUUACUGUAGCCCACAAACAGACUGCGCUUGACCUCCCGGAUGGUCCUCUGGGACCCCCAAGAGGAAGUCCUGCAAGUCGCUUGAAGGAAAGGGAGAAACACCUGAAGAGGCGCUCCAAGUCCGAGACUGGGGGCGAAUCCAUAUUCCGCAAGUUACGAAGUGUGAAGGUAGAGGGAGAUUCUUCUCGUGCUGGUUCUGAUGCGGAAGAUGGAAAGUCUGAUGAUGCGGGUCCUCCACCAAAGCCUUGGGUCUGUCAGAAAGGCUUUGCUCACUAUGAUGUCCAGAGCAUCCUCUUUGACUUGAACGAAGCUGUCCAGAGCCGCCAGAGCGCCGUCAAGAGGAAGAACACCACCACCGGAGCCUCGGCAGCCGCUGCAGCUUCAGCCUCCACCUCAUCUUCCCUGUCCUCCACCCAAAGCGGACAAUAUGGCUCCCCAUGUGGCAGCCAAGAGGAGCUUAAUGUCAAAGACGGACCCUCACUAGACUCUGGUGACGACAAGAGCAACGACUUGGUCCUCAGCUGCCCCUGCUUCCGUAAUGAGAUAGGCGGGGAAGGCGAGAGGAAUAUCAGCCCCUCGAAGCAGGGCAGCAUCGGCAGUGGAUCGUCCAGCUCCUCCAGGGAUGAGGACGGAUCUCCAGAGGUGCCCCCUAAUACUCAUUUCAGCAAUGCAGGGGUAGCAGUGCUGGAAGCGCCAAAGGAUGGCAAGAGCAUUCACCAUGAACGGGGAAAGAACAACAUUGUGGAACAUGUGGACCUUGGGUCCUAUUACUACAGGAAGUACUUCUAUUUGAGAGAGCACUGGAACUACUUGGGGGUGGAUGAGACACUGGGGCCAGUGGCUGUGAGUCUUCGACGAGAGAAACUGGAGGAUCACAAGGAUCACGGCCCGCAAUACAAUUACAGAGUCAUCUUCAGAACCAGUGAGUUGACAACUCUGCGAGGAUCUAUAAUGGAGGAUUCUGUGCCCUCCACUUCCAAGCAUGGUUUGGCUCGAGGCCUGCCGCUGAAGGAAGUGCUGGAGUAUCUCGUGCCAGAGCUUAAUGCUCACUGCCUUCGGCUUGCCCUCAACACACCCAAAGUCACGGAACAACUGAUGAAACUGGAUGAGCAAGGGCUUAGUUUUCAGCUGAAGGUGGGAGUGAUGUACUGUCUGGCAGGCCAGAGCAGUGAGGAGGAGAUGUACAAUAAUGAGGCGGCCGGUCCAGCACUGGAGGAGUUCCUGCAGCUGCUGGGAGAACGUGUGCGCCUUAAGGGCUUCACAAAGUACAGAGCCCAGCUGGACACCAAGACUGACUCAACUGGCACGCAUUCCUUAUACACCAGCUACAAAGACUAUGAAAUAAUGUUCCACGUCUCUACAAUGUUGCCCUACACUCCAAACAAUAAACAGCAGUUGCUAAGGAAGCGGCACAUUGGAAACGACAUUGUCACCAUUGUGUUCCAAGAGCCCGGAGCAAAGGCCUUCAGCCCCAAGAACAUCCGCUCUCACUUUCAACACGUCUUUGUGGUGGUGCAGGUGCACAACCCCUGCUCUGACAACACAUGCUACAGUGUGGCGGUGGCUCGUUCCAGGGACGUUCCUGCCUUUGGGCCGCCCAUUCCGGAAGACGUGAAGUUCCCCAAAUCCACCGUCUUUCGGGACUUCCUGCUGGCCAAAGUCAUCAAUGCAGAAAACGCUGCUCACAAGUCCGACAAGUUCCGAGCCAUGGCCACCCGCACUCGGCAGGAGUACCUGAGGGACCUGGCCGAGCGCCACGUUACCAGUACGCCUAUCGACCCAUCCGGCAAAUUCCCCUUCAUCUCACUGGCCCAUAAACGCAAAGAGAAGAGCCGGCCGUACCCUGGGGCGGAGCUGCGCAGUCCCGGGGCUGUCACCUGGCCCGUGUAUGCAGAGGACCACGGAGCAGGAGGAGAGCUGGAGGCCCUGCUGGGUAUCUCCAACGACUUCCUUAUCCUGGUGGAUUCUGAGGCCAAGGCCGUGGUCUUUAACUGUGCUGUGCGGGACGUCAUUGGCUGGACAAUGGGAAGCCCCGCCUCCAUGAAGAUUUUUUAUGAGCGUGGGGAGAAUAUCUCACUGCGCUCAAUCAACAACAACACGGAGGACUUCCGAGAGGUUGUUAAGCGCCUAGAGCACUUGACUAAAGGCUGUGAAACCAGUGAGAUGACCCUGCGCAGAAACGGCCUGGGCCAGCUUGGGUUCCACGUUAACUAUGAAGGCAUCGUGGCUGAAGUGGAGCCCUACGGGUAUGCCUGGCAGGCAGGCCUGCGUCAGGGCAGCCGACUGGUGGAGAUCUGCAAGGUGGCGGUGGCAACUCUCUCCCACGAGCAGAUGAUUGACCUGCUGCGCACUUCCGUCACAGUGAAGGUGGUGAUUAUUCCACCUCAUGAGGAUUCUACCCCUCGCAGGGGCUGCUCGGAGCUGUACCGUAUGCCAGUCGGGGAGUAUAAGGGAAGCUGUGACAGUGGCUCCUUCGAGUACAAGUUCCCUUUCCGCAGCAACAACAACAAGUGGCAACGUACCUCCUCCAGCCCCCAGCAGUCCCUCACCGCCUCUCCUCAGAGCCACACUGGCACUCCCAACCGUGCAGUCAGUCUGGGGGCCAGCAUGGGCAAGACCCUGUCCGCUGAGCGCCCAGAGAGAGCUGCUGCCAUUCCCCGGAGCGUGUCCAGUGAUGGACGCCCUCUGGACUCAAAGAGGAUGUCUCCUGGUUCGGAGAACUACUCGCUGGCCUCCUCCAUCGUGAUGGGCCGCUCCCCUCACAACCGCAGCUCCCCCAGCAACCUCUCCUGCUCUAGUGAUACAGGCUCGGGGGGUUCCGCCCACUGGAGGCAGAAGUCCAUGCCUGAGGGAUUUGGACCCAACAGACACUCUCCCCUCCCGCCAGAGCGACAGAUGAUGGGCGAGGGGGGCAGCAGUGGCAAGUCAACCCCGAGCUGGCCCAGAGUGGACGACUCAGACAGAGCAUCAGCAGAUGCCCCAGUCAGUAAAUCUGGACCUUCCUAUUCAGGCGGCCCACGCAUCCAGCGGCAAGAGCAGGUCAUUCACCUCUCCCCCAAGAAGAGCAGCCAGUCGGAGGGCCCCUGCUCCCACUCCAGCAGCAACACACUGUCCAGUACAGCGUCCAGUGGGGGUCACAGUGAUGAGAAGUGGUAUGAUCUUGGCGGAGGAGGACCUGGAGACGGGGGUGACUCUGAGCCGAACGGUUUGGGUGGGGGAGGCUACCUGCAGGGAGCUUCAGCCGACAGCGGCAUUGACGCCACUUCCUAUGCCCCUCAUGGCAGUUCCAGCUCCCUGCUGGCCGUGGGUGCCCCAGCUCCCCGGGAGAGGUCUGCGUCACCCUGGCACGGCCCACCUGAGGGUGGCAGGCGUGUUUUAGAGAGAUCCCCUCCAGCAGCAGAGUCACCUGUGUCCCCCGCCGAGGUGCCAACUACGCGCAGCCCCCCGACACACCUACUGGUGCGGGACGGUAGCUCCUACAGCCUGAGUGAAAUGGCCUCCCACUCCAGUUCUCGUCACUCUGUGAGCCCCGCUGUGCUGAGCUCCAGCCACAGCUCACCACGAGACGAGUCGCCCUCGGCCACUUCACCCUCCUCCUCCCAGAGCUCAGUCUCUCCAGGCCCCAAGAGCUUCUAUCCGCGCCAGGGAGCCACCAGCAAGUACUUGAUUGGUUGGAGGAAGCCAGGCAGCACCAUCAACUCUGUGGACUUUGGUGACACACGCAAGAGGCCACAGGGUGAGGGGCCGGAUAGUGGACCGCCUCAGUCUCGACCCUCUCUCAGAGACCUGCAUUCUCCUCAGCCCCACGGUAAAUCCACUGUGGAGGAGGACCUGAAGAAACUCAUCACCCUGGAAGCCCCCCGUGGCCAUCGUCACGAAGACAAGUCUAUGUCCUCCUCUGGCUCAUCGGGUACUGGCAGGCGCUCACUCCACCGCACCCUCUCAGAUGAGAGUAUAUAUCGUGGUCAGCGACUGCCAUCUCUGGGUGACCCAGUACUGGAGCAGGCUGUGGCCAGUGACUUACUAUUCAGCUGCUCCACCCUGCCCCGCUCCCCCACGACCCGUGGAGCUCCUCUCCGCAGACCCUCCUAUAAACUGGGCAUUAAGAUGCAUGGUGAUCUCACCGCAUCUGACACCUCUCUAGCAGACCUGCACGAGCGCCAGAGGCACCCCUCCCCAGACCUGGGCCUCAUGCCCCUCCCCGACACAGACACCGACAGCGGUCUGGACUGGACCCACCUGGUGGACGCUGCCAACGCUUUCGAGGGUGAGGGGAGACCCCCACGCAUCCAGAGAGGGUUUAUGUUCAGUUCUCAGGAUAUCAGUCAUCGUGGUGAAAGCUCUGUGAGUUCUCAACAGCUGGAUCUGCAACCGGUGCCCCACACUCGUCUCUCUCCCAGUGAGAUCCCUGUAGGUUUUGCUGGGAAGAUUUCACAGCUAGAAGGCUUGGUGAAGAUGUUGCAGGAGGACUUGAAAAAGGAGAGAGAGGAAAAGCUGAAGCUUCAGGCUCAGAUCAAGAGGCUGUGGGAGGACAACCAGAGGCUCCAGGAGGAGUCCCAAAACUCUGCUGCCAAGCUCAAAAAGUUCACUGAGUGGGUCUUUAACACCAUCGACCUGAACUGAGGCCAUGCUGGAGCACUGGGGAGCGCUGAGAAAGAGCCGAAGAACUCCCCACUACUCUGAGCACAAACACCGGGACCAACACAAGCACCAACCUCUGCUUUCAACACGCCAACACUCCCGCACAGACCGUCGACCGUUUCCUGUUUUGGGUUAUUGGAGACUGACUCAGAAAUGGCACAAAAACCCCCCUCAGAUUUUUCCCAGAGAAAGAAUUGUUGCUUCAUAUUUAUCAAUGAAGGACUUCUUGUCUUACACCCCUCUGGGAGGUUUCAGAAGACUUCAAGCUCAGCUAGUUCAAUCACGCUGCUUCACACUCGGACAUCUGCAUCAGCUGCCCGGUUUUGGAGCCUGUCCGGCUGCUCAGGCCCCACUUUUCCAAGCCCAUGCCCUGUGCAGUGCUAUCGCACUUUGCUCCAAAGGUGUUCAAAUCAUUACAGGCCAGAAACUAGAAAAAGGUGAAAUUUAAAAAUAAAGAAACUGAGUCACCUGGCGUUUCUUAUAGACUGUGCUCUGAGAGGGAAUCGUUUUUUUUUUGCGCUUUAAGAAAUGCCCUUGCCCUGUUGUGAAAUUUUGCUGAGUCACUGUGGUUUCAGAGUUUGUGGAUUUUUUCCUUCUCUCUCUUUUCUUUCCUUUCUCUUUUUUUGACUCUGACAGAGUGUUGUGGCGUGCAGAUCUACAAUGCAGCAGCAGGAUCAGUUUUUAAGCAUUUUUAAAGGAAGGAAGCCACACUCCAUUGUGAGGUGCCAUGAAGUGAACAGGUGGUAUUGAAGUAUGGGCUCUGGUCAUUUUCAAAAGCAAUAGCAGAAAGUCUAAUGUUUUUGAUGCCUCUGCUUCUCUGGACUCUAAACAACGUGGAAACUUUUUGUGUGGGUCCCUCUUAAACAAAGCAGUAAGACAUCUCAAGCCUUGGUACGAGUGCCAAAGACUCCUGCAGUCUCCAUGAAUGUUGAUCAGGAAUAAAAAGACAAGUCUUUUUUUGGGGGUGCGGGAACAAUAAAUACAAUAAAUACAGUUAUUUAUUUCAUUUGUAUUAUAAAUACAUACGUUGCUCAGUGCUUACAGUACAUAAAUGUUCAUUUUACAGACAAAAUACGCUCAUUAUUUAGUUUUUUUUUUUAUUAUAAUUAUUAUUAUUACUAUUAUUAUUAUUAUUAUUAUUGAUUAAUUCCAGUAGAAUUCAGCACUGAUGCUGAGUAUCUUUUUGUAUGCUUGUGGUUCCCUAGCCUGCUAUUGUUGUGUUGCCUUAGUGCCAUCUAGUGGUGAAAAGUGAUCGUUUCACUUGACUUCAGCUAUAAUCUGUAUUUCUGUUUUGUGUUCAGAUGUUACAGAACCUGCAAGAAUCUGCAUUUAUCAUUUCAACCGUUUACGAGGGUUAGAGUUACCCUGAGUUACUUUAUUAAAAACAUCAGGUCGAGAUCAGUGUGCUUGUUCUUUUCUAAGCAGGCUGAGGAGCUCGUUUUGUUGCCGGCAUGAAGAGUAGGAGGUUCUGAAAGUGCAGGAACAAAAGAAGCGAAGGAGAACUGAUUCUUAUUUACGUAAGCUUUGUGGAACCUCUUCUCUUUCACUCGUGGUUGAACCUAGUAACCCGAUCCCCGGAGGACGAGGACCUGCUGGAUCACGUCAUCAGCGCGGUCAAUAGUUCACUGUCUUAGCAGGCCAGUGCCAGGCGGCCACGCGAUUAUGUGCCUACGUGUGCUCUCAGCUAUGUGUUGCCGGUUUUUGCAUAAUGGAUCAGGAGACGUGGAGCCGAGCGGAGAGACUGGUGAGAGGAAAGGCUUAGUCAGCCAAUAAUCAAUAGCACUGAACAGCUGUGUCCUGUAAUCUCUCGCCCAAUCACAGCGCUGUUGCUUCUCUCAUCAGUCCCAGCUGACAUCUGAAGCUUUCUCCACCCACCCGCCUUCCAAACAUAGUGGCGUUUACUGACCAGGGAAAUGUCAAUCCGCAAAGGCCACGCUCCCGCCUCCCGCCGCAUUACCGACCCAAUACUGCAGUAACUACAAGCACCACCGCUCUCCACUGAGCAGCGUGUUUCUGAGUGGGCUCUCGAAAUGGAGAUGCCAGUUGAGUCCUGAGCUUCAGGAUGCUUUAUUUAUUGCAGUCAGAAAGAGAGAAAGAGCAGCCCCAGCGAAGCUCCAUUUGAAUUUCUGUGUUCGACAGUGAAUGGAAAUUAUCGAUUCUGUUCUAGGAAUCAUGUGAAGCAUCUCAACAAUAUCCAUUCUGCUAGCAGCAGGUAAACCAACACUACUAACCCCCUAUUGCUCUUCAUUCACCCUCAGCUGAAAACCCCCACGUACAGAUCAGUGAUGUACAAUAUAGAGAAAGACAGCCUGUCUGAAUUAAUAAAACAUGACCAGUUCCGUUUCUCCUCUACUGUUUCAUUCCAUCUUCUUCAAUCAGGAAGGUUUAAAUGAGAGCUCUCUCCAGCUCUCGCACUGCUGAGAAUGUGAUCCCUGUUUUUUUAACGGUUCUGGUUUCUUGCCUUGUGAGGUUUUGUUCUGCCUUUUCCAAAGUUUUUUUUUUAUUUUUAAAUAGUUUUUUUUCUGUUUUGUUUGAAAAGGUAAAUAUUGAAAACUGUGGGAAUGUGAAUGUUAAUUUCUUCUUUUUUUCUUUUAUUUUUCUUUUGUGUUUCAUUUAAUUAAUUAUGAUUCCUUUGCACUGUAAACUUCCUUUUUCUGUUUUUAUUGUAUAGAUUUAUUAUUGCUAUUAUUGGUUAAAAGUGGACAGAGUCAGACACACUAAACAUGUCGGUCUUAAAAAGAAAAAAAAAUAAUCCUCGCCUCUCCUCGUGUAUGUGUGGGCCAUCACUCCUGAGGCAGGAGAGGCCUGGAUCAUGCUUCUCUUCCUCGUGUGCUGCCUUUAGAGCGUGUCGGUAGGUGUUCCUCCACAAAGCCCUCUCUCGCCUUUUACGUCUAUGAGGAGUCGUGUGUUUUUAAUGAUGUGCACAUUUUAAAAGGAGCAUUAUAUUUAACAAGAAGUACUGUUUACAUAUGCUGUUCAUUUUAUUUGUAAAGUGUAGAGGUUUAAAAAGACGAUUUCCAGUGAUAACAGUAUUAAAUUUCAUAAAUAAAUAAAUAAAAAAAAAACUUGA